Molecule: messenger RNA, 1611 nt
Organism: Phytomonas sp. EM1
Lineage: Eukaryota; Euglenozoa; Kinetoplastea; Trypanosomatida; Trypanosomatidae
Source: the annotation of a GenBank genome assembly
AUGAACUGUAUUCGAAGACUCUUGUGUAAAUCGGACGACGAUGCGUCUUCACUCUACCGUGAUGGCGUGAGGGCAAUUCAGGAGGGUCGCUAUGUCAUUUCCGAGACGAUUUUCCAUCAAAUCAUCCACACCCACCCGUCCUAUAAGUUCUGGAUAAACCUGCACAACCGCGUGCGGCGGACCAACGCUAGUGGGUCAGACGACAGGGCCUGUGGGGCAUCCAAUGAGUUAACCAAAGAUGCAGAGACGAGUUCAUCUGAGUUGAUCGAGCUUUCCCUUGAUAACCAGGUGAUCCAGGUGAUCGACUUCAUUCGCCUAUGCAUGGAUAUUGCUUAUACCUACCUAAACGAACCCGCGGACGAGAUGAACGGCAGGCUCGCGAUGACCUACUACGCCCUUGUCAUCACCUAUCUGUUCGAGUUUUUCCAUUUGAUGAUGCUGUGGAGGAGUGAGGUUGGCGAGGACUUGAUGGUGCAGUCUAAGCAUGGUGGCAAUUUUGGGGAUAAACUCUUCGCCACACCCCUCGACAUUAUGCGAAGUUUCCGAUGUAUGAAACACACAUUUCUAUUUUACUUCGUGAGUGCCACUCUCAACUACAUCGUACUCAGUUUGCAGUAUAUUCAUCAUUUAGAUGUGUCCAAGAAUAAGCUAAAGGAACGUGUUUUAAACAACUGCUUGGAACUAACGAAUCUCACGCAUCUUGUUGUGAAAUGGACGGUUUGUAGUAUGCCGGAGUCUGCCACCGCGCAGACUGUCCUUCAGAAUAUGCCCAGUGUAGAGUUCACCCCCUAUGAAGAGGAUGAGACAGAAGACGAACAAGACAUCGUGUGUAAGAACGACAGUUUCUCUUCUAGAUUGAAAGUUCGGUCUGUAAAUGAAAACUGGGGAAGUUUAGUGGACACCAUUUCAAAUCCUAAAGGCCUCAGUUCCUUUUUUUUUCAUGCGAAAAGAAUGAACCCAAGCAUGAGGCUCGUGCGAGAGCUCCCCAAAAAUCACCAGGUGCGGCUUGGCAUCACGACACAGAUGCUUCGUCAUCAGCUGGCGUGCAUCGAAACACCAACGCAGCGUAACUCGUUCCACUACAUCUCGUGGUUCUUCGCUGAGGAUGUGACCAUGGUUCCGGGGCAGAGCGCGCACUACUUAGCGCGUGAGCUACCGGAUCUGUUUGGAAUCCACGGCAAGUUCCCCCUCAUGCAGACGGUAGGCGAUGCCAUCGAGCAGCACACGAGCCUGAAGGUCAAUCCGAAGGCGCGCGACACCAGCGCGGUGUUCUUCAAAUCCGGCGGUGCGGCCCGCCUGCUUACCGCGUUCGAGACGAACCAGAACACGUGCAAGCGGAAAACGUGUGCGCGUACCGUGGAAAGUCUAAAGCGUCACCUGAACCUCUGCGACUUUCGCAUGCUGGCGGUGGUCGGACUGGAGGAGCUCAUGCUAGUAGGUGCCCCCGUGCUGGUGAUCACUUCUUGUUUGCUAGCCGAAAUGGGGCGCCAUGAGCGUGCGAUGGAGUUUGAUUUGCUGUUGGAUCUCAACGCGGGGUUGAUGUACGGGACAAACUCUCCCGAGUACGACUUCUUGGUCUCGCUGCGUGAUUUUUGCACCGUCAAGCUGUAG